AUGGCCCCAUUGCGCCUCAAGGUUGAGGGGCAGUCCUUUCGAGAUCCUCACAAUCGGGAGAUCACACUGAGGGGAAUCAACGUCGCGGCUGAUGCCAAAUACCCAAAGACACCUGAUAUCCCUACAUACAUCGCCGACAACUUCUUCGAUGCGGAUAAUGUCUCAUUUGUUGGACGACCAUUUCCACUGGAAGAAGCGCAUACUCAUUUCAGGCGACUUAGAAAAUGGGGUUAUAACACUAUCAGAUAUAUCUUUACCUGGGAAGCUAUUGAGCACGCGGGACCGGGGGUUUACGACCAUGACUGGGUUGCAUUUACCAUAGAAGUGCUCCGGAUAGCCAAACAAUACGACUUUUGGGUCUUUAUGGAUCCACAUCAGGAUGUGUGGUCUAGGUUCUCUGGGGGAUCUGGGGCACCUAUGUGGACACUCUAUGCAGCUGGACUUAAUCCCAAAGCUUUCAAGACCACGGAAGCCGCCUUGGUACAAAACACAUAUGAUGUCCCCGCGGAAUUCCCCAAAAUGAUCUGGAGCACAAAUUACACUAGGCUUGUUUGCCAAACCAUGUUUACCUUGUUUUGGGCUGGACGGGACUUUGCUCCCAAGGCAGUCAUUGAUGGGGUGAAUAUUCAAGAGUAUCUCCAAAGCCACUUCAUCAAUGCGUGUGCAUACUUGGCUCAGAAAAUCCACGAAGCCGGUGACCUCGAUGGCGAGGUGAUUAUUGGCUGGGAAAGCAUGAACGAGCCUCAUCGUGGUAUCAUUGGCGUGCAAGACAUCUCGGUAAUUCCACCAGAACAGCAGCUCCAACUUGGUACCUCGCCAACAGCAUUUCAAGCAAUGCUCACCGGGUCUGGAAAAGCUUGUGAGCAGACAACAUGGGCUUUCGGAAACUUUGGUCCUUACAAAACAGGCACAAAUCUUGUGGAUCCUGCGGGUGACAUAGCCUGGUUGCCAGCUGAUCACGAUGAUAGCAAGUAUGGCUGGCACCGUGACCCUGGGUGGAAACUUGGGGAGUGCAUCUGGGCUCAGCAUGGUGUUUGGGAUCCGUCUACCGACACCCUCCUGCAAAAGGAUUAUUUCUCCAAGAGCCCUCAAACCGGCAAGCCACUCGAUUACGAGAAGUUUACAAACUCAUAUUUCUUGGACCAUUAUCGAGCAUAUAAAGACGCUAUUCGGGGAAUCUGGCCCGAUGCAAUAAUGUUUUGCCAGCCACCUGUGAUGGAGGUGCCACCAGAUGUCAAGGGCACUGCUGAUGAUGAUCCAAAUAUGGUCCAUGCAGUCCACUACUAUGAUGGGUUGACUCUUUUGACAAAGCACUGGAACCGACUCUACAAUGUGGAUGUCAUUGGUGUUCUCCGCGGUAAAUACCUUACACCUGCCUUUGCGGUCAAGAUUGGCGAGUCAGCUAUUCGAAAUUGUUUGCGUGACCAGCUUAAAUUCCUUCGUGAUGAAAGCCGAAACUACAUGGGCAGUCAUCCCGUGGUAUUCACAGAAAUCGGAAUCCCCUAUGACAUGGACGAGAAAAACGCCUACAAGACCGGUGAUUAUAGCAGUCAAACCAGCGCCAUGGACGCAAACCAUUUCGCAUUGGAAGGCAGUACUUCUAAUGGCUUUACCCUCUGGGUAUAUGUCACUCAGAAUGACCAUGAAUGGGGUGACCAAUGGAAUGGGGAGGACUUGUCUAUAUUCUCCCUCGAUGAUCUCGAAUUGCCGGCGGGAAGUUCCGCCAGGUCCCUCAAUCCUCAAUCCCCAGCCUACUCGGAAAGUCGCAGUAGCAGAGAAGAAACAGCGGUUGAACCUCGGAAUCUCAAAGGUGCUUUGGUAACGCCUUCAAUUUCCAGCGACCAAUCCCAGCCAUCUGUGCGACAGACGCAAGGAUAUCGCGCAGCAGAGGCAUACCUCCGCCCGAGUCCAACUUUUGUGAGCGGCAAAUUGGAGAGCCAUGUUUUCGAUCUCAAGAACUGUGCCUUCACUCUAUCAUUGACAGCCAAAGGGCCUACCACCGCAACUGCCCCAACUGAGAUAUAUCUUCCAGAGUUCCAUUUCCCAGAGACCAACCUUGUCGUCGCAGUCAGUGGCGGCAAAUGGGAUAUUAAUAUCCAUGACAUCCAGGGAAUUAAGCUGCAGCAUCUGCGAUGGUGGCAUGGCGAGGGAGAACAGGACAUCAAGAUCGAAGGACUCAAGCGCAAGCCUGGAGAAUUUUCUAACCCGGGAGGGGAGGAUGUGAGUUAUCUGGAACAAUGCCAGAGGGGCCAAUGUGCCAUGAUGUGA
Penicillium paradoxum is the source of this 2268-nucleotide messenger RNA. Its product is annotated as sterylglucosidase 1. Gene Ontology annotation, molecular function: steryl-beta-glucosidase activity. Lineage: Eukaryota; Fungi; Ascomycota; Eurotiomycetes; Eurotiales; Aspergillaceae. Gene Ontology annotation, biological process: ergosteryl 3-beta-D-glucoside catabolic process; carbohydrate metabolic process. Bases 1 to 2268 code for a protein of 755 amino acids. The transcript has 4 exons. The record is from RefSeq and is a predicted model, not a curated record.